This is a messenger RNA of Funneliformis caledonium, 622 nucleotides long. Lineage: Eukaryota; Fungi; Glomeromycota; Glomeromycetes; Glomerales; Glomeraceae. The record is from the annotation of a GenBank genome assembly.
AAGAACUGGGAGUUGCGAAAGAGGAAGAUCACGAAGAGCUAAUAAAGAUAAAAAAUAUUUGAAUCGAGUUAUGCUUCCAUUUGUCCCAAACAACAGUGAGCACCAUUAUUGGUCAGAAUUUGGGUAUCGUUUUUUCUCAAGGGCAUUACAAGAAUUUAUAGGUCUUGACUGGAGAGCCAUGGAAGUUCCCGUGCAGGCCUCAAAGUAUCGAAAAAACUAUGGACAUAACCUUGCUAUAGACAAAAUAGUCGACGGAAAGUUUGCAGAUUUAGAGAUGAGAGAUUGUUUAAACGUUAGGAUUUUACGAGCCAUGGGAAAAGGUGACAUGAAUUACAAUAACCGGUCUGUUUUCGGAAUAUUGGGUUAUCUUUUCGAAAUCAAAAUGCUUAUAAUGUGGAAAGAUGGAGUAUAUAUAUAUGAAGAAUAUGGAAGUUUAAACAUUGCUUCCAACCCGGCACAGAUGUCAGAGAUGAAAUCAGAUGAUUAUCAAAAUCAAAUGGAAAAUAACGUUGAAACUGAAUAUAAUGCUGAAUCUGUACAGAUUCUCAAAAGAAAAUUAUUCCAACAAGGCCAUCACCUUCAAAAAUCGCGAAGAAAUAGAGAAUUUUUUCGCAUGUUUUAA